AUGUACAUGCAGCUACUUCCCUUCCACAUUCGCGCAAUCACUAAUUCUGCCGCCAGGCUUUUACACCGCGAAGGCGGUCCUAUCUUCUUGACCUACGCAGUAAUGAACUACAUGGUGAUAAAACACUAUCUGCCUCGUGAAGUUCGGGACAUGAUUUGGGCCCAGGUCUGGGACGAGCAUACCGUUGAGAAAACCCUCGUUUACAUGCGCAAUACCAUCAACAGCACCUGCCGUCUGUGCCUCAACCCUAAGGACCUGACCUGUCCAUAUCAUCUAUGUCUCCCAUUCUUUGUGCGCCCGGAGCUGGUUGGACCAGAGAUGGCGACAGAACUAGUGGAGUCAUGGUACAACAUUGCUGCGACCAAGCACCACGAGCUACUCUACGCGUGGACCGCCAAGGGUGUACAGGAGAUCAUUUGCAAGGACGCUUUCAACAUUGGACGCGAACCAGCCCAGUUCAUAAGAAAGCUGAAAAUCAGCAUGAGUGUGGACGAUUUCGUUCCACCCCAGGUGCCAUUGGAACCGGGAAAAGAGGGUUGGGGCGAUAUCAGGAGUGCAGAACAUCGCCGAGAACUCAUCACCGAGCCUCUUUUGAAGAUCCAAAACAAAUCGGGAUUCCGGUUCAUCAUUGAAGUCCGCCAGAAGCACAUCAGGCUUAACCUCUGGAAAGAGGUUUUUGACGCGUUGAGAGAGCCGGUGAGGGUGAUGAAGGACGAAGGGGCGAUCGUGAAAGCCACCUUUGAUUACAAAGGGAGGGAUGAUUAUGAGAACGAAAUCACAGUAACGUACGAUAUCGUGGAUGCUAUGGUGCAACCCGAGGAGGAAUGGAAAACGAACGCAGUAGCCUUCUUUGAUGCGGUUUGUUUUACUUUGCUGUCGCACUUUGCAUCCAGCUGA
Messenger RNA from Alternaria hordeiaustralica, 897 nucleotides. RefSeq lists its product as uncharacterized. The transcript has a single exon. The record is from RefSeq and is a predicted model, not a curated record. The coding region runs from base 1 to 897 and encodes 298 amino acids. Lineage: Eukaryota; Fungi; Ascomycota; Dothideomycetes; Pleosporales; Pleosporaceae.